Zymoseptoria tritici IPO323 is the source of this 543-nucleotide messenger RNA. RefSeq lists its product as uncharacterized. The transcript is spliced from 3 exons. The annotation marks the transcript as partial. Lineage: Eukaryota; Fungi; Ascomycota; Dothideomycetes; Mycosphaerellales; Mycosphaerellaceae. The record is from RefSeq and is a predicted model, not a curated record.
ACAUUCUCCAAAAGACACAAGUCGAACCUCCUCGGCAACAACAGAGUCCAAAGAACAAAAGUCGAAUCUCCAUCCAUCAGCCAAGAUGAAGGCCAGCAUCUUUCUCUGCAUUGCCUCAAUCGCGAGCGUCCUCGCUGUCCCCGUCGCAAACCCCAAGCCAGCGUCCGCCAGAGAGGCGGCUGCUAUCGAAGCGAGGAAUGCUGCACCCAUUGCGUCGCCUGAGUACUCCUACAACCAAUUCUGCUACCGCGGCACAGGAUGUGAGGAUGAGGCCGCUGCCAACGGAGUCGAAGUGAGGGAUGCGCCCAAAGAGUAAGGGACAUCCAGGUCGUCGAACGUCCAGCAGUGGUAUCUGCGAUGCGAGGCGGAGGAGGAGACUUGCUGGAAAAGCGGCCCGAGCUCAUUUGUAUGCAGAUGCAAUGUUUGCUGGGCUGUGCAGGAUUCAAAGAGUGUUGCGUGUCGUUGUUCGAAGAAGUGCGGCACGUGCGACUGUCAUUACAGGCCUGAGGCAUCAAUUCAAUCAUUACCGUAUUGCGACUUCUC